AUGCCACCAAAGCCAUCCGCCAAGGGAGCCAAGAAGGCCGCCAAGACCGUCACCAAGCCAAAGGACGGAAAGAAAAGAAGAGCCCACCGCAAGGAAUCCUACUCUGUGUACAUCUACCGUGUGCUCAAGCAGGUCCAUCCAGACACUGGUGUCUCUUCCAAGGCCAUGUCAAUCAUGAACUCUUUCGUCAAUGAUGUCUUUGAGCGCAUCGCCGCCGAAGCUUCUCGUCUUGCUCACUACAACAAGAGAUCGACCAUCUCAUCCCGCGAAAUUCAAACCGCUGUUCGUUUGAUCCUUCCAGGAGAGCUCGCCAAGCACGCCGUGUCUGAGGGAACCAAGGCUGUUACCAAGUACACCUCCAGCAAGUAA
This is a messenger RNA of Caenorhabditis briggsae, 369 nucleotides long. The record is from RefSeq and is a predicted model, not a curated record. Lineage: Eukaryota; Metazoa; Nematoda; Chromadorea; Rhabditida; Rhabditidae. Bases 1 to 369 code for a protein of 122 amino acids. Gene Ontology annotation, biological process: nucleosome assembly. Gene Ontology annotation, cellular component: nucleosome. The transcript has a single exon. Gene Ontology annotation, molecular function: structural constituent of chromatin; DNA binding; protein heterodimerization activity.